Molecule: messenger RNA, 1067 nt
Organism: Lutzomyia longipalpis
Lineage: Eukaryota; Metazoa; Arthropoda; Insecta; Diptera; Psychodidae
Gene: Ubc7
Product: ubiquitin-conjugating enzyme E2 G2
Exons: 5
Coding region: 110-613 (167 amino acids)
Cellular component (GO): endoplasmic reticulum; cytosol
Source: RefSeq, a predicted model, not a curated record
GGGUGCCGCAACGGCUGAGUUGUCAAAAACGGAAGAUUCAAUGGAAAUCAGCAAGGCUGUAAGAAACUUCUAAUUUUUACCUACAAAUCCCCAACAUUCCUCCAGCACGAUGGCUGGAUCAGCUCUACGGCGCCUUAUGGCAGAAUAUAAACAGUUGACCCUUAAUCCACCUGAAGGAAUAGUCGCAGGCCCAAUAAGUGAGGAUAAUUUCUUUGAAUGGGAAGCUCUAAUAACUGGUCCUGAGGGGACAUGCUUCGAGGGUGGUGUCUUUCCUGCCAAACUCAUCUUUCCGCCUGACUACCCCCUGAGCCCGCCCAAAAUGAAAUUCACCUGCGAGAUGUUCCAUCCCAAUAUAUUUGCCGAUGGGAGAGUGUGCAUCUCGAUCCUACAUGCCCCAGGAGAUGAUCCGAUGGGGUAUGAAUUGUCAGCUGAGCGAUGGAGCCCGGUGCAGAGUGUGGAGAAAAUACUCCUGAGUGUCGUGUCUAUGUUGGCCGAGCCAAAUGAUGAGUCUGGCGCCAAUGUGGAUGCAGCAAUAAUGUGGCGAGAGAAUCGUGAGGAGUUCAACAAUAUUGCCACAAAAAUUGUUCGGAAAACUCUCGGACUGCCCUCAUAAACCUGGACUGAUUUUUCUCCUCUUUCAGUUAAAAAAAAACAAUCCCAUUCUUACGAACCCCAAUGUCCCGAUGUCCCGAUGAGUUUACGUUCAGUCGCAAAAUCCAGUUAGUUUAUUUACCUACUAAAUUUAUGAAUUUUCUGCAAUUUUAUGUCCAACAAAUUAAAAAAUAAAAUUUUUCCCAGUUAAAUCCUUUAAGUAAAAAAAAAAAGUGAAGAAAUAGUCCCCAAGAAGUACUGAAUAAUUAUAUAUUUAUUUUUUUUUGCACAAGAUUAACUUUCAACACUUUUAUAUAGAAUAAUCUUACAUUGAUUUAGAAAUUAAUGCAAGGAGAAACAACACAGUGACGCAUAAGAAAUCAUUUAAUAUGCAAGAAGAUAAAAUAGUAGAAAAGUGAGAGAAAGUGAUGAAGACAUGAAGUAAAUAAAAAUGUUUAUUAAUUACCAAGAAAUUA